Molecule: messenger RNA, 477 nt
Organism: Talaromyces atroroseus
Lineage: Eukaryota; Fungi; Ascomycota; Eurotiomycetes; Eurotiales; Trichocomaceae
Exons: 3
Coding region: 1-477 (158 amino acids)
Cellular component (GO): nucleolus
Source: RefSeq, a predicted model, not a curated record
AUGGCCGGCAACGAAUAUUCCGCCGUCGGCGGAGGCGGCAAGCUGAAACUGAAAGGAUCUAAAGUCAAAGAUGGCCGGGUAGACAAGCCCAAGAAAAAGAAGAAGACUACUUCUCAGAAUCUACAGCAACAAGAAAAGGUGCUAGAAGGAGAAGGAGAAGAAAAGGAGGGAUCCCAAACGGCCAAACCAGCAGAAAACGAAUUACUCCUCACUAAGAACAACUCUGCAGCACAUGGAGAAGUCGAUGGUCAUGACGAAGAAUCAGACUCGAAACGAGUCGUGUACAAAACUGAAGCAGAACGAAAACACGAAGAGCAACGACGGAAGAGGCUGAAUGAAAGACUUCGUCGCGAGGGAGUCAAGACGCAUAAAGAGCGUGUGGAGGAGUUGAAUCGGUAUUUGAGUACGCUGAGCGAGCACCAUGAUAUUAAUAGUAAAUGCUCACAGCCGCUGACGACAAUCCUUGCAAGACGCUGA